GCUUCUACCUAGCUCGGCAAGCAGACCGGCGGUGAAUUCUGGGACGAGGACAAGGUGUUCGAUGAAAUGCCGCCGUCGGGGCUUUUGGCUAGGCGAGUCGUAUCUGGGAGCGAUGAAACGCUGGCGAGGUCUCUGCGUCCUCUCAAGGCAUGGACAAGAUGGCUGCACGGCGGCAAGGAGCCACAGGAAGAAGAGAUCCCGUACGCCGACGUUCCCCGGCCUGGCAGGAAGUGGGAGCGGAAGCCGUACGUGACGCCGAUGAAGGUGCUUAUCCGGAAGGCCAAGGAGGAGAGGCGUGUCAGGCAGGAGAGCCCGUGCCGCGUGCUGGAGCACCCGCCUGACAACGGCCUCCUCGUGCCGCACCUCGUCAAGGUCGCGCACCAGGUUCACAAUGCGAGAAAGAGAUUCCUCGACGGCAUUGCCAGGCUCGUCAAAGGCGAAGCCGCCAUCCCAGUGAAGCGAUGCAGGUUCUGCUUGGAGGUGCACAUCGUUGAAGUCGGGCACGAGAUCAGGACGUGUGAGGGCCCCGACAGCGGGUCGAGGAACUCCUUGCAUGUGUGGCGGCCAGGGACCGUAAAGGAUGUCGUCGGCUUCCCGUACUGCUACCACCUGUUCGAUCGCGUUGGGAAGUCGAGGGUGGUGCACAAGGAGAAGUAUGUCGUCCCGAGGCUCCCGGCGAUCUUGGAGCUCUGCAUCCAGGCAGGCGUCGACGUGGAGCGCUACCCGACCAAACGGAGGACCAGGCCGGUCUACUCCAUCGAUGGCAGGAUUGCAGACUUCGAGCUGGACGAGGAGGACGGCUCCCAAGCAGAAGCACCACCUGAACCUUUGCCGUGUCCAUCUCGACCAAGUUCUGCUCCUGCAGCCGAUGGCGCUGAGGGAACAGACGAAGAGAUGAGCGUGAGCGAGCUGAGCUCCAGGACGCUGCAGUCGUGGCUGGACAUGCGGUCGGGCGCGGCGAGGCUGAUGAGGAAGUACGGCGUGGUCACCUGCGGGUACUGCCCGGACGUGCAGGUCGGGCCCAAGGGCCACAAGGUGAGGAUGUGCAAGGCGAGCAAGCACCAGCAGCGGGACGGGCAGCACGCGUGGCAGGAGGCCACGGUGGACGACCUCGUCCCGCCGAACCACGUCUGGCACGUCCGCGACGGCGACGGCGCGCCGCUCGCCAACGAGCUCAAGAGGUACUACGGCAAGGCCCCGGCCGUGGUGGAGCUGUGCGUGCGCGGGGGCGCCCCGGUGCCGGCGCAGUACAGGAGCAUGAUGCGGCUGGACGUCGUGCCGCCCGCGCGCGACGAGUACGACCUCGUCGCCUGACACUCAGGCCGGUGAUGUUUUUGUGUUUUGGUGCAGUGCAGUGCGUGAA
Molecule: messenger RNA, 1363 nt
Organism: Lolium rigidum
Lineage: Eukaryota; Viridiplantae; Streptophyta; Magnoliopsida; Poales; Poaceae
Product: APO protein 3, mitochondrial
Exons: 2
Coding region: 67-1314 (415 amino acids)
Molecular function (GO): RNA binding
Source: RefSeq, a predicted model, not a curated record